AUGGACCUAGGACGACUUAACGUCCUAGUUGCAAGGGACCUAGGUCUUCAAGUGGACUCUGGAGGAGUUCUCUGUGAGAAAGGACUAGGAUCGGACUUAGUCGAGAUGGACCUAGACUUGCCAAGCGGGACUAAGGACUCGGAGUCGGAGACUGACCACGAGGUGUCAGACCAGGGCUCAGACAAAGACUCUAGCGAGGAUGACGGGCCUAGGAAGCCUCGGAGAAAGACUGGUUCCGCGGAAGGGAAGAAGCCAGCGAAGACUCCAAAGAAAGGAUGUGGGUGUAAGCUCACGGACUCGACGAUAGCCCGGUUUCAAGGUCCACAGUUCGAAAGAUCUGCCACACAACAGGAGAAACUGAAGGUCUUGAGACAUGCUGGAAGAAGCUUAGGAGACUUCAACGAGAAGAAGUUCGAGCAAGACAAUCCCACGUGGUUCCACAAGAAAACUGCCUCGGGCGCGCCAGCAACGAUUUUCCGAUUUCGGCCGAAGACAGCCACACCUGAAAUUGCGGACUUCGAGUCCUAUGGACUGUCCUCAAGAGACUUAUAUGAGAGAUGUUUCGGAGUCCUAGAAGGACGGGAUAAGGACCUCGCUAGCUCUGUCGUGGAGUCUCUAGGAGACCUUGUCACGCUGGAAUUCGACAUGUAUGAUUACCAUUUCCUGCCUCCAGCAGGUCAGCCUCGAAAAGGCUGGUCGCGUCUGAUGGCCCACAGCCUAGUCCAGCAAGUUGUUCGACAAGACCCAGCGUAUUAUGCAUGGUAUGUGAUGCUACAACCCGACCACGCAUAUAGACUAGUUGCUUGGCCGUACUACACAAAGAGCUCUUAUCCGGAAGAAAGCACGUUUUUCAGACACACCGAUAUCAGUCUUUCGGACUAUCUACAGAGCGGACGAGGUGGAAACCUGAUUCAAGGAUCUGUAUCCUUCACGAACGAAGACCCAGAGAACUGUACGGAAGUUCUGCCAAGGAUCCACACGCAUCUUCGAGACUGGUGGCCGAAGGUUGAGUCUUCUCCAAAAGCAAGGACCACUGGCUUGAAACACCGUAUUUUACCUUGGAUGUGGACCCAAGAACAAGUGAAGAAAUAUGGUACGGACUGGAAAAAGAUAGUCUGCAGGGCAGGUGACGUCCGCGUGUCUCUGCCCACGAUUCCCCAUGGAGCGACCGGGCCCACAACCAUGAUCAGACGUACAGUCUUGCCGUGGUACGUCAGGAUAGAAGAGGACGAUGAGUGUUUUGAGACUACAGAGAGUGGCAAGUGGGAGGACGUGGCGAGGUCUCAUCGUGACCUUGCCCUAUCUAAGAAAACUCCGUCGGGUAUGGCUAGUGGGCACUAUACUAGCCCCGAGCAGGUGUUUCCAGCGACUGCGCAGAUGACAGGACUGGGUGCUAUCUCGGACGCCUUAGUCGGUCGUGUUCGGUGGAGCUCAAUUAGUGUGACUAGCGAACUAGACGUUCUCUUUGGAAAGGACCAGGCUGCUGGGAUCAAGUUCAUACAAGACUGGAGAGCCAGGGCUGUCCUCCGAUAUAAGCAGCUAUUCCAAGAGAUUGUUGUCGCAGAAAAGCGCAUUUUUGGAGAGAAUUCGUUCUUCCACCUCCAUGAGACUGGAAAACCUAUUCCGCCACCCUUUCUGGUGCCCCCGGCUGGAGAGCUUGCCUCAAUAGAGGUUUCUGACGAGGAGAUGGAGGUUGAGGAGUAG
Molecule: messenger RNA, 1704 nt
Organism: Penicillium longicatenatum
Lineage: Eukaryota; Fungi; Ascomycota; Eurotiomycetes; Eurotiales; Aspergillaceae
Exons: 3
Coding region: 1-1704 (567 amino acids)
Source: RefSeq, a predicted model, not a curated record